GAGAACCUGUGAUAGGAAAAAAAAAAAAAAAAAAAAAAAAAGAGAGAGAGAAGGAGCAAAAGAAAAAUAGAGAGAAACUAGCAAAUGUUGAUAUUAGGGUAUACAUCAAAAUUAGCCUAUUCCUAUGGUUAUUAAUUUUAACCAACAAUAUGCGUCAAAUUUCCCAAUCUUAUCCGUACGUAGACCCGGGUGCACCCCAACAUAGAAUUUUCCAGAAACUAAUUGGUCUCAGUUGUUAAUUAAUAGUUUAAUACUGAGAGAGAGAGGAGAGAGAGAGAGAGAGAGAGAGAGAGAGAGAGAGAGAGAUGUCGUACUUGCUUCCACAUUUGCACUCUGGAUGGGCCGUAGAUCAGGCCAUCCUCGCCGAGGAAGAGCGUCUCGUCAUCAUCCGAUUUGGCCACGACUGGGAUGAGACCUGUAUGCAGAUGGAUGAAGUUUUGGCAUCAGUUGCUGAGACAAUCAAAAACUUUGCAGUGAUAUACCUUGUCGACAUCACUGAGGUUCCAGAUUUCAACACAAUGUACGAGUUGUAUGACCCAUCUACGGUCAUGUUUUUCUUCAGGAACAAACACAUUAUGAUCGAUCUCGGAACUGGAAACAAUAAUAAGAUCAACUGGGCCCUCAAGGACAAGCAAGAGUUCAUUGACAUUGUUGAGACUGUGUACCGUGGAGCAAGGAAGGGACGGGGUCUUGUGAUUGCUCCUAAGGAUUACUCUACCAAAUAUCGCUACUAAGUUCUUUUGCAAAAGAACACCAUUUCUUUGAUGGAAUUCACUGGAACUUGUUUCUCUAGAACGCCAUUUCUUUGAGAAUCUGUCGAAUUUCUCAAAGAUUUAUUUCUCUAAAAUCUUGUGUACUUAACAUUUAACCUAUUUGGACGCUUUAGUGCGAUGUCCAGGAGAAUGAAACAGAAUGUGACAACUUGAUAUAAUGCUGUGUGUAGUACAUAUGCUUUUCAUCUAAUGGUUUGUAUAAAUUUCACUUGAAUAAAAGUUUUGAGCACUUAUCACCCA
Cannabis sativa is the source of this 1013-nucleotide messenger RNA. RefSeq names its product thioredoxin-like protein YLS8. The record is from RefSeq and is a predicted model, not a curated record. Lineage: Eukaryota; Viridiplantae; Streptophyta; Magnoliopsida; Rosales; Cannabaceae. The transcript has 2 exons. Gene Ontology annotation, biological process: mRNA splicing, via spliceosome. Gene Ontology annotation, cellular component: spliceosomal complex; U5 snRNP; U4/U6 x U5 tri-snRNP complex. The coding region runs from base 306 to 734 and encodes 142 amino acids.